AGCCACGCCUCCCCCGCGCAGCCGCAGCGGCGGCCGCAGGGCAGCGGGAGGAGGAGGCGGGGUCAGCGAUUCGCCCCUGGCGCCUGCGCGCCUCAGCGGGAGUAGGGACAGCGGCGGAGGGCGGCCGGGGCUAGAUACCUAAAAAAGAUGGCAGAUCCUUGGCAAGAAUGUAUGGAUUAUGCAGUUGGCUUAGCAAGGAAAGCUGGGGAGAUAGUCUGUGGAGCACUCAAAGAAGAAAUAUCUGUUAUGACUAAAAGUUCACCAGUAGAUCUUGUGACAGAAACUGAUCAAAAAGUAGAAAACUUCAUUAUUUCUUUGAUAAAAGAAAAGUAUCCUUCUCACAGCUUCAUUGGAGAAGAAUCUGUUGCAGCUGGAGAGGGCAGCGUGUUGACAGAUAACCCCACAUGGAUUAUAGACCCUAUUGAUGGAACUACCAACUUUGUACACAGGUUUCCAUUUGUGGCAGUUUCAAUUGGCUUUGUUGUAAACAAAAAGAUAGAGUUUGGAGUUGUAUAUAGUUGUGUAGAAGACAAGAUGUAUACUGCCAGAAAAGGAAAAGGUGCAUUUUGCAAUGGUCAGAAACUUCAAGUAUCAGGCCAAAAAGACAUUACAAAAUCCCUUUUAGUAACAGAAUUGGGAUCAAAUCGUGAUCCAGAAGCUAUGAAGAUAGUUCUUUCUAACAUGGAAAGGCUUCUCAGCAUUCCUAUUCAUGGGAUUAGAGCUGUUGGUACAGCAGCUGUGAACAUGUGCCUUGUGGCAACAGGUGGAGCUGAUGCCUAUUAUGAAAUGGGGAUUCACUGCUGGGACAUGGCAGGGGCUGGAAUCAUUAUUACUGAAGCAGGCGGAGUACUGCUAGAUGUAUCAGGUGGACCAUUUGACUUGAUGUCUCGAAGAAUAAUUGCAGCAAGCAGUCAAGCUAUAGGAGAGCGAAUAGCCAAAGCACUUCAAGUAAUUCCUCUGAAAAGGGAUGAUGCAACUAACUGAAUGCCAAAGCUGCACCUUAAAUGUAAUUAUAUAGUGUCUCAUAGUCCCAUGUGGUGGUUGUUCUACACCUUGAACCUGAUUAAAAAAGAUAGAUGGUAGUCUUUGAGUAUUGGCGUGACUAGCUACAUAGUGUUUUGAGGUUGGAUCAAUGUUCUAAGUUAGCUUUUACUAUUAGGUAUUUUAUUUAACAUCACAAUUACAUAAAGAUCUAUAAAAAGAAGCAAAUACGUACUACUAAGUUUUUCGAGUUUUAUACUGCAAGAGUUUCUCUGAUGUGUAAAAAAUAAAAAUACCUAGUUCUGUCAGUGACAAACCAAAAUUCACUAACACCACAUCAUCACAUCAGGUCCUGAACCCAGAAAGAUUAAGGCAUUGCUGUUUAACCAGUCUUUCUCUAACUUGUCUGUUGUUUUCUUCAGUGUCAUCAAUGUAUCUGUUUCCUUACCUUGCUACAUUUUUUGUAGAGGUAGUCCACACAUUUCCAAACUUUUUUUAGUUGUUUGUAGUUUUGGCUCUAAUUUUAAGCCUUUGUUACAUGGCUGUCACUGUUUUUGUAGUAAUUGUUCUACCUUAGUCAUUGUUCUACCUUUCUUAUGGUAGUUGAACACAGUCACUUCUUUAGCCUCUUAAGUGGCCAGCGCACUUGCAAAUUCAUUGAAGUUGCAAAAAUAAUACUUACUGUGACAGAAAAUGUGUAUCUCCCAGAAAUAAGUUCUGAGCAUACCUUUCUAUCACCAGAUGGACUUAAUGUCAAUUAAGAUGAAGUACAAUUUGCAUUUGACCAUUGGAAUCAGCUGAUACUGUGUCCUCUGUUUUAUUCUCAGCAGUUAUAAUUUGUGUUAAUUUUGCUUGGGUUUCUUAUGGAUGAGUGUUUUAAAGUCUAAGGAAGCAUUACAAUCCAAAAGUUUUCAUUAAACUGCUGGGGAAAAAAAUAAGCCCAUAGUCCAGAUUUUUUACAUAAUUUUCUCUAAGUUAUGAAAGCAGUGACCAACCAGGAUCAGGUUUCCCCUGUGUUACAGAGUAUACAGGCACAAAAGAAGAUGCAUAUCUAAAACUAAAGGGUUUAUAAAUCUAAGAAAUAUUAGUAAUUUCAUUCUUGGUGUCAGUUCUGAACUUUGAAACUAUACUGGUUCUUUGAUCUUUUAUAUUUAAGCUUGUUAAAAGUAUCAGUGUACUGUUCAAAUAAUUAAUGCACUUUAAAAAAAAAGGCUUCACUUAGAUUGGUUUUCAGACUGAUUUUUUCCAUGUCUAAAGUUUCCUAAAGAAAGCUGUCUCAUUGGUGGUCCAGUCAAGACACAGCAGUGCUUUGGAAAACCUGGCUUUGUACUGCUGUUUUUAUUUUGAAAAAUGGUGUUCUCUGUCUUGAAAUUUUAACAGAUCUCAUCUUACAAAUUUCAGUCCUUUAUAUCAGUUGAUUUUUGCAUAUUUUGUAGAAAUAUUUAAUUUGAACCUGAUGUCAGAAGAGUAACAUUGAGAUCAGCUAUUUAAUGGUCUUGUAAAACAGACAGACUUAGGUUAAUUGUACUUUUAAAAUUCCUGUUGACAAGAAUAGAAAAGGUUUGAGUAUUUCACUGUAAUUUUAUUGCUGCAAGUGAGGUGGGACCAUAAUUAUUUCUUGAGAAGUAUAUUACCUGUACCAUUUCUGCUGCUCUUGUAUAACAAAUACUGCAUAACUUUUUUAAACUGA
Messenger RNA from Neopsephotus bourkii (Bourke's parrot), 2671 nucleotides. It is a transcript of the gene IMPA1, whose product is annotated as inositol monophosphatase 1. The transcript has 9 exons. NCBI's taxonomy places the organism in Eukaryota, Metazoa, Chordata, Aves, Psittaciformes, Psittacidae. Gene Ontology annotation, biological process: phosphatidylinositol phosphate biosynthetic process; signal transduction; inositol metabolic process. Gene Ontology annotation, molecular function: inositol monophosphate 1-phosphatase activity. The record is from RefSeq and is a predicted model, not a curated record. Bases 148 to 984 code for a protein of 278 amino acids.